AUGCUUCUCAGCCUUGGCCGGCGUGCUGCCUGGCCAUCUCAUCAGGUCCAUCUCAGAGCUUCCGUGAGGAGCUUCUCCGCCUCGCAAUGCGUCUCCCGGCAGGCCGAUGCUCCAUUCCGCCUGGCCGUUGUCGGGUCCGGCCCUGCCGGCUUCUACACGGCGUACCGGGUCAUGUCCAAACUGCCGCAGGCUCGCGUUGACAUGUACGAGGCUUUGCCAGUCCCGUUCGGCCUUGUUCGUCACGGUGUUGCGCCAGAUCACCCGGAGGUCAAGAACUGCCAAGAGAAAUUUGAUGAAGUCGCUGCCGCUCCCAAUUUCACUUUUAUUGGAAACGUAUCCAUUGGCCUCCCUGGACAUCAGUCAGAGCAUUGCACUAUACCGCUAAAGGUGCUCACGAGCCAGUACGAUUCCAUUCUAUUUUCGUACGGAGCAUCUGAAGACAAGAAGUUGCACAUCCCGGGAGAAUCAUCUCUUGAUGGUAUCUACUCGGCUCGUCAAUUUGUGGGCUGGUACAAUGGCCACCCAGAUUGCACUGAGCUUGCGCCAGACUUGUCUCGCUCCGAGGAAGCAGUCAUUAUUGGUCAAGGCAACGUCGCCUUGGAUGUGGCUAGAAUAUUGCUAGAAGAUGUAGACGUACUUAGAAAGACUGACAUUUCAGAAUCGGCUCUCGCGCAGUUGGCUCAAAGUCGAGUCAAAAGGGUCCAUGUUGUGGGUCGGAGAGGCCCAAUGCAGGCGGCGUUCACAAUAAAAGAAGUACGCGAGCUUAUGAAGCUUUCUGGAGUUGCCUUUCACGGAGUGGACAAUUCGUUGAUACCAGGCGCUCUUGAUACCCUUCCAAGAGCUGCCAAAAGACUGAUGGAAGUUCUUCGGAAAGGAACACCAACCAGCCCUGCAAAUACUCCCAGAUCGUGGUCUCUCGAUAGCUGCCUAUCACCAAAGGCCUUUGUUGGCAGCAAGCUAAAUCCUUCACAUGUGGGCGGCACCGAGUUCUACGUCACAAAGCUGGAAGAUGCGUUCAAUCCUCGAUCCUCUGUGGCUCUCACAGAAGAAACAAUAACUCUACCGUCAGAUAUAGCCUUCCGCUCCGUUGGGUAUAAGUCCGUAGCCCUGCCUGGGUUUGCUGAGGCUGGUGUUCAUUUCGACGAGAAGCGAGGGGUUAUCAAAAAUGACGGAAUGGGCCGGGCCAUACAGCUGCCAGCCGAUACUAGCAACUCCGCCGAAGCGCAGCCAUCAGCAUUGCCCGGUGUCUACUGCGCCGGUUGGGUUAAGAAUGGUCCCACUGGUGUCAUUGCUUCCACCAUGAGAGACGCAUUCAUAACAGGAGACGCUGUGGUGCAAGACUGGCUUUCAGGAGCUCCUUUCUUAGGAUCCCCAGCAAAUGGCACGGCUAGGGGAUGGGCGGCUGUCAGCGCUGACAUUGGCGCUCUAUCCAACCAAGUAGUUACGUGGGAUCAAUGGCGCCAGAUAGACCGAGUUGAAAGAGAGCGAGGCUUGGAAAAGGGUAAGGAAAGGGACAAGUUCACCAACGUUGGGGACAUGCUCAAUUCAAUCACGUAG
Trichoderma atroviride IMI 206040 is the source of this 1557-nucleotide messenger RNA. RefSeq lists its product as uncharacterized. Gene Ontology annotation, biological process: ubiquinone biosynthetic process. The record is from RefSeq and is a predicted model, not a curated record. NCBI's taxonomy places the organism in Eukaryota, Fungi, Ascomycota, Sordariomycetes, Hypocreales, Hypocreaceae. Gene Ontology annotation, cellular component: mitochondrion.